AUGUCCGUCGAAGAAGGUAUGGAAGUUGAGUUAAAGUCAGAGAAAAUGGAUUUGGAUGACAAUAUUCCCGACUUUGUGAAGGAAACUGUGGAAAGAAGCGGAAAGAAUCCAAUGUCAUUAUUCUCAGAGCUUUAUGUUCAUAUGACAGGCAACACUCCAGUUUUUGAUUUCUAUAACAGAAACCAACCGAACGGAUCCAUGAAAUUUAUAUGUGUUGUAAUUUUAAAUGGAGAACGAAUCGAGGGAAAUGUAAAAUCCAAAAAGAAAGAGGCAAAGGUGUCGUGCUCAUUGAAAGGACUGGAAGUCGUGCUCAAGCAUGUUAGCGAAUACGUUGUGCCUGCUGUCAAAUUUGAGGAGAAAACCACAUUUUUCGAGAUGCUCAGAGAACAUACAUACGCGAAAUUUUAUGAACUUUGUAAGAACAACGCCUUAAUCUAUGGAUUCGAAAAAGUGAUCGCUUCUGUUUUCCUGAAAAUCAAUGGAAACCUCCAAAUCAUUGCUCUCUCCACUGGAAACAAGGGAUUACGCGGAGACAAAAUUGUAAACGAUGGAACAGCUCUCAUAGAUUGUCAUGCUGAAAUUCUCGCAAGAAGAGGCCUUCUGAGAUUUUUGUAUUCCGAAGUUCUAAAGUUCUCUACAGAGCCACCCAAUUCAAUUUUUACAAAAGGAAAGAACGCAUUGGUGCUGAAGCCAGGAAUUUCUUUCCAUUUAUUCAUAAACACCGCACCAUGUGGAGUUGCGAGAAUAGAUAAAAAGCUAAAACCCGGAACAUCAGAUGACCUUCAAAAUUCUUCUCGUCUUCGAUUCAAAAUUGAUAAAGGUAUGGGCACAGUGCUCGGUGGUGCUUCUGAGUUUGAAGCUCCACAAACAUUUGAUGGAAUCAUGAUGGGAGAACGAAUGAGGACAAUGUCUUGCUCUGAUAAAUUGCUUCGAGCAAAUGUACUGGGUGUCCAAGGAGCAAUAUUAUCACAUUUCAUCGAUCCAAUCUAUUACUCGUCAAUCGCCGUUGCCGAGUUGAACAAUGCAGAUCGUCUCCGUAAAGCAGUUUACAGCAGAGCAGCCACCUUCAAACCUCCAGCUCCAUUCCAUGUUCAAGACGUGGAAAUCGGAGAGUGUCAAGUGGAAGAUACUGAGCAAUCAACUUCUGCAGCAGCACGAUCCACGAUUAGUUCGAUGAAUUGGAACUUGGCUGAUGGAAAUACAGAAGUUGUACGAACAUCGGAUGGAAUGGUUCAUGAUAAGGAUAUGAGCGGGGCUGACAUCACGACUCCAUCCAGAUUGUGUAAAAAAAAUAUGGCAGAACUGAUGAUUACUAUCUGCACGUUGACAAAGACUUCUGUGGAUUAUCCAAUCUCAUACGAAGAACUCAAAGCUGGAUCUCAAGAAUACGCUGCUGCAAAAAAGUCGUUCAUUACCUGGCUGCGACAGAAGGAUCUCGGAAUUUGGCAACGAAAGCCACGAGAAUUUCAAAUGUUUACUAUAAAUUAAUCAAUGCAAUUUUACCUUUAUUGUAUCAAAAGUUCAAUGUGGUUCCACUUUUAAAAAUCUCAUGCAGCAUCGUGUAUUCAUUCCAUUUUAGCUGUUAACUCUUAAUUUCUGCAUUAAUUAAUUGUUAAUCUUUU
Caenorhabditis elegans is the source of this 1622-nucleotide messenger RNA. It is a transcript of the gene adr-2, whose product is annotated as Double-stranded RNA-specific adenosine deaminase adr-2. The record is from RefSeq and is marked reviewed. Bases 1 to 1488 code for a protein of 495 amino acids. Gene Ontology annotation, molecular function: RNA binding; double-stranded RNA adenosine deaminase activity; adenosine deaminase activity. Gene Ontology annotation, cellular component: nucleus; cytoplasm. The transcript has 5 exons. Lineage: Eukaryota; Metazoa; Nematoda; Chromadorea; Rhabditida; Rhabditidae. Gene Ontology annotation, biological process: RNA processing.